AUGGUCAUUUCAAGUCUAGCUAGGUCACCUCCUGGACAGAGUCGCGAGCCGAUUCCAAAAGGAAGAAAUGUUCCUGCUUGUUGUCUACUUUUGUCAAUGUUGCCUCCAAAGAUUGUGGGGGAAAUGGUUGAACCCGAAAGGCUAUAUGAUUCAGGUAAAACAGGAGGAUUAUCAGCGUGGGAGCCAGCAGGAGGUCAAGAAUGGUUAGAACUAUUCAAUCCUUCAGAAUCCUUUUCGGACAUUGUUGUUGAGCAUGAAUAUGUUGAAUGCACUGGAUCAGCAAUUCAAGCCUUAGUUUUGUUUAAGAAGCUAUAUCCAGAAUACAAGACAAAAGAGAUAGAUAAUUUCAUUGCAAAUGCGGUUCGAUUCAUUGAAUCUUCACAAACAAUCGAUGGUUCAUGGUAUGGGAAUUGGGGAAUUUGCUUCAUUUAUGGUUCUUUCUUCGCACUUGGCGGUCUAGAAGAUCCUGGAAAGACAUACACAAAUUGUCCUGCCAUUGCUAAAGCCACAAAAUUUCUGUUCCAAAUACGAAGAGAAGAUGGUGGGUGGGGGGAGAGCUACCUUUUUUGCUCACAAAAGACAUAUGUACCUCUCGAAGGAGGUCGAUCAAAUAUUGUUCAAACUGCAUGGGCUCUUAUGGGUUUAAUUCAUGCUGGCCAGGCGGAGAUAGACCCAACUACUCUUCAUCGUGCUGCAAAAUUAAUCAUCAAUUCCCAAUUAGAAGAGGGUGACUGGCCCCAACAGGAACUGACAGGGGCAUCCUUGAAAACUUGCAUGUUGCAUUAUCCAAUGUAUAGAGAUAAUUUUCCAAUGUUGGCUCUAGCUGAAUAUCGUAAACGGGUUCUUUCUCAAUCCAUUGCAGUUUAA
This is a messenger RNA of Medicago truncatula (barrel medic), 867 nucleotides long. RefSeq names its product beta-amyrin synthase. Gene Ontology annotation, molecular function: beta-amyrin synthase activity. The transcript has 7 exons. Bases 1 to 867 code for a protein of 288 amino acids. NCBI's taxonomy places the organism in Eukaryota, Viridiplantae, Streptophyta, Magnoliopsida, Fabales, Fabaceae. Gene Ontology annotation, cellular component: lipid droplet. The record is from RefSeq and is a predicted model, not a curated record. Gene Ontology annotation, biological process: triterpenoid biosynthetic process.